AUGAAUCAAUGUAUGCAUACAACAGACACAGAGCGACCAAUAUGGGAAGGGAAACAAGUGCUUCGGGAGGAAAACAGUGUUGCGUCCGACGGUCCAUUACCACCAUUCUCGGAUCCUCAGUCUGCGCCUGUUGGAGGGACACCAGUUGACGCUGAGCCGAAAGAAAAGUUGAUGUACAUAAUGCGAGGUGCUCCGGGUUCCGGUAAGUCAACAGUGGCCCGGGACCUUCUCGUCAAGCACGGCAACAAAGGCUGUAUCCUGAGUACGGACGACUUUUUCUGUAUUGACACGGGUAACUACGAGUUCAAUGCGGCCAAACUGGCCGAGGCACACGAAUGGAAUCAGGAACGAGCACGAGAUGCUAUUUCUUCCAGAAUGUCGCCAAUCAUCAUUGACAAUACGCACACGCAAAAAUGGGAGGCCAAACCAUAUGUUGAGAUGGGACUCAAGCAGGGAUACUCUAUUGUUGUGGUUGAGCCCGAAACGCCGUGGUGGAAGGAGAAGAAUGUGACAGAACUUGCCCAACGGAAUACGCAUGGGGUUUCAGCAGAAGCCAUUCAGCGCAUGGUGGAGCGUUGGGAAGAUGACUUUACCGUAGAUGCCAUCUUGGCCUCAGAGCGACCGGGUAGUCGCAGAGACUCUCCUCGAGACAUGGCUAUGGCUCAGGCAAGAGAAGAAGGACGCCAGCAGGCCAGUCUCGAGAUUGCUGAAAGACUUCGUGUUCUGGCGAUCCUCACUGAAGAGCAGAUCAUUGAAGUGACGACUCUUAGCGUACAUAUAGAGCGAUAUUAUGCGCAACCCCAAUUCACAUCCAGAGGUCGCCCAUCACGAGGGUCACCUUAUUCGACUGCAUCUUGGAGUAGGACGGAACAGGGGACGCGCGGGCGGUACUCUGACCGGUUUUACUCACGUGGUGGGCGAGGCGAUACCUUUUGGACCCAUCAUCGACGGGAUGACUCUGGGACAUCAAGCUUUACAAGUUAUUCAGAUGAUAGGAAUGUGUUCCCGCAAUACGAUGGUUCGCGGGGACGGCAUCAUUCCCGUGGUUUCCGUGGUGAAUGGCGGAAUAGAUGA
This is a messenger RNA of Spizellomyces punctatus DAOM BR117, 1074 nucleotides long. RefSeq lists its product as uncharacterized. The record is from RefSeq and is a predicted model, not a curated record. NCBI's taxonomy places the organism in Eukaryota, Fungi, Chytridiomycota, Chytridiomycetes, Spizellomycetales, Spizellomycetaceae. Bases 1 to 1074 code for a protein of 357 amino acids. The transcript is spliced from 2 exons.